AUGGCAAAGAUAGAAUAAAUAGAGGAAAUUUAUUUUCUUUUUCCAGUUAGUUAACACAAACCAUACAACGAAGAACACAUUAAACAUGAAGACAGCAUUUGUAGUGUUCAUCGUUUCGAUGACUUUCGUUUGUGCGGAAAAGUUGAAAUAUUCAACAAAAUCUGUUGAUAUAAUUGAGAAUGCUAAACGUCAAUGUGCAAAUGAGGAAAACGUAGAUGUUCAAUUAAUAACUCUGCUUGAUGAUAUCAAAGAUUUACCAAAACGUGAAAAUCUCAAAUGCUUAUCGUUUUGCAUUGCAAAGAAACUAAAUUUAUUGGAUUCUCAAAGUCUAGUAAACUAUGAUAAGUUGAUUCAGUUGUUUGAUCCAGAUCUUAUUGCAAAAGUGUCCUCUUCUUACACUGCAUGUAAUUUUAAAGAAAAUCAGAUGAAAUCUUGCGAGAAUGGAUACGAUAUGCAUAACUGCCUUCUCACCAAUCUUUGAUUUUUUUUUCUUAUACAGCAUAAAAAUGAUUAAAUGAUUCAUAUUUUCUAUUGUACUUUAUU
Messenger RNA from Nicrophorus vespilloides, 543 nucleotides. RefSeq lists its product as uncharacterized. NCBI's taxonomy places the organism in Eukaryota, Metazoa, Arthropoda, Insecta, Coleoptera, Silphidae. The record is from RefSeq and is a predicted model, not a curated record. The transcript is spliced from 2 exons. Gene Ontology annotation, molecular function: odorant binding. The coding region runs from base 86 to 481 and encodes 131 amino acids. Gene Ontology annotation, biological process: sensory perception of smell.